UAUUACAAGAUUUACAAGUUAUACAAAGCAAAAUAAUGUCUGAGAUGGAGCGAAAACGCCUAAUAGCCAUCAGAGGACAGUGCAAGGCUUCAUUCACACGUAUUGAAACCUAUAUUUCCAAGGACCCGCCAACAUUUACGAUUGAGGACCUGGAGGUUCGUAAACGGAUAUUGGUGGAGAACUACAAUACUUUCAAGGAUACAGCAUUAAACCUCAUCCUGUUGGGCGAAACAGCCACUGAAGAAGAAGAGAUUGAGGAUAGAUUCCUAGCGAUUUCCGCGUCACUGGAUCGCUAUAUAAAGAGUCAGCACCCUUCUGCUUCCGGAGAUCACCCAACACAGUCAUACAGUGCGAGGAUGCCUUCAUUGGACAUACCAAUAUUCGAUGGAAAAAACAUAUCCGGUUACAAGCCAUUCAUUGAAAUGUUUACAGCAGUUGUCCAUAAUGAUCAUAGAAUCUCUAACAUUGAGAGGUUAUGUUUCCUGAAGAAGUACUUGAGGGGAGAGCCAUUACAAUUAAUCGACAGUUUGCCUAUUGUUGUUCACACAACAGUCUAAUACACUUUGUUGAAGAGAUGCCCACGUCUGCACCGAGAGGAAAUGAUGGUGAGCAACCACAACAGGUGAGUCUGCAUGUUUCACAACCCAUUGCUGACAGUGUCCUGUUACCUACUGCAAAGGUUUUAGUUACUGGGAGCGAUAAUAAAAAGUAUGUUGUGAGAGCACUUUUAGACUGCGGAAGCACAACUUCAUUCUGCACCACAGCUUUGGCAAAGCAGCUAGGGUUGCCUAUGACAGAUUCAGCUAAAAACAUUUGUACAUUAGGAGACAAUUACAAUAAUACAACCAACAAGGUAAUACAUUUAUCCAUUGAGUCAUUAGCAAAUGAUUACAAAUUAGAUAUUACUUGCUCAGUAAUAAAUAAAAUUACAUCGAAGCUUCCACAAAGGCAAAUUGACUUGAGUAGUUUCAUAAUUCCAAAACAUGUUCAAUUGGCAGAUACAGAAUUUCACAUUCCAGGUGAAAUAUCAAUGCUCCUCUCUAGCGAUGUUUUCUUCAAAAUUAUGUUGGAUGGAAAGAUUGAAGGAGGGCCAGCAGACCCAAUACUGUUGAACACUAAGCUUGGUUACAUUGUCUCAUCCACAGGGUGUUCAAAUGCCAGCUCCAUCACUAUGCAUACAUUCCAGAGUCCUGAUCUUGAUCAUUGUGUCAGUAAAUUUUGGGAGGCAGAAAAGGUACCGGAUAUCUAUCACGAGUCUCUGCCUGAACAUGAAUACAGCGAAAAGGUAUUUCAAGAAUCAGUUACUUUACAAGAUAAUACAUUUGAGGUCAAAUAUCCGCUCAAGCUUGAAUUGCAGGACGUUGACCCCUCUAAUUCAUAUGCAAUCGCUUUGCAAAGAUUAUACAAUUUGGAAAAAAGAUUUCAAAAGGAUCCAGAAUAUUACAAUUUAUACAAAAACUUUAUACAUGAGUAUCUUGAGCUGGGUCAUGCCAAGAUACUUGAUAUUUCAAACUGUGAUCCCAAAGAUGAGCCACGAUUUUUCUUACCACACCACGGUGUUCUACGGCCUGACAAACAGUCAAAUAAGGUCCGUGCAGUCUUCGAUGGUUCUUGUAAACCUAAAAGUGGCAUAAGUCUAAAUGAUUUAUUAUGCAAUGGACCUGUUGUACAGCGUUCCUUAUUCGAUAUAAUCCUAUUAUUUCGAACAUAUAAAUAUACAAUCCAAUGUGACAUUCGUCAUAUGUACAGACAAAUACAAAUUCACCCGGAUCUAAGGUGUUUACAAAAUAUACUAUGGAGAGAGGGAGGCAUAAUGAACGUCCUGCAAUUGCAGACUGUGACCUACGGUUUAACUAGUUCUGCCUUUCUAGCCACUAGAUGUCUCAUAGAAUUAGCGAGACUAUAUAAAAAUGAUUACCCGUUAGCGAGUGCUGCAAUUAUAAAUAAUUCAUAUGUCGAUGACAUACAAACAGGCUGUGACACAAUUGAUCAAGCUUCACAACUCAAGAAGGAGCUUAUCUCUAUAAUGAAACAUGCAAAUUUCAACCUCCAUAAAUGGGUCUCUAACACCCCCGAGUUGCUUAACGAUAUUCCUCAAACUCAAAUUGGUUCAUCAUGCAGGGAUUUAGAUAGGGACACAUCUGUAGCAAAAAUUCUAGGCAUUUUAUACGAUGCGCAAGAUGAUGCAUUCAAGCUUAGUGGUCGAGUAUUAACCCCCCCCAAAACUGUUACAAAAAGAAGUGUGCUAAGUUCAGUUAGUAGAUUGUUUGAUCCCAUGGGAUUAGUUGGUCCAGUUACAAUGAAGGCAAAGUUAUUUGUACAAGAGCUUUGGCAGCACAAAAACACACUAGACUGGGACACCCCCCUCCCAGCUGAGUUGCAUAUUAUUUGGGAUAAGCUUUAUACUAAUCUAGUAGGUAUGCCAGAACUAACAAUUCCACGCUAUGUACAAACUGCUGGUGCUGAUGAAGUUGAGCUGAUUGGCUACUGUGAUGCUUCAGCACAAGGAUAUGGGUGUUGCUUAUACAUUAAGGUGAAACAUGGCAGCCAGUACUCUGUUCAUCUCCUUUCCUCUCGGUCCAGAUUGAAUAGUGCUAAUUCAAAACUGACUAUACCUAAGUUAGAACUUAAUGGUUCUUUAUUGCUAUCCAAGCUUGCAUUUCAUGUGUCAUCGCUUUUAAACAUAAAAAAUGUACACCUCUUUUGUGAUUCAAAGAUUGUACUCGGCUGGUUAGAUACAUCACCUGUCAAGGUUCCUGCUUACAUAGGCAACCGUGUCCAAGAAAUUAAAAAGCAUACUGUGGGCAUGUCCUGGCACUUUACACCUGGCUUGCUUAAUCCGGCAGACAUUCUAUCCAGAGGUGCAGACCCACUGGACCUCGUAAAUAAUACACUGUGGAAGCAAGGACCUGACUAUUUAGAAGGUAACAAUUAUAACUUUCAUUUAGCUCACAUUGAAGAGCCAAUUCAAUGUACAGAAAGUAUUGACACUGUAUGUGUUACCAAUGUCGAGGAUAAAGUUAUACAUCCAUUGUUUGAAAAAUAUUCAACUUUGUACAAAACCAUUCGUAUUAUGGUUUAUGUCUUAAAAUUUAUUAAGAUAUGUAAGAAAAAGACUGUUAACCUAGGUCAAAUAUCAGUUGGUGAUUUCAGAGAGGCGUUGAAUUCUAUCAUUAAAGGAAUUCAGCUUCACUAUUUUGGUGAAGAGUUAAAAUGUAUUACAAAAAAAAAGGAAAUCAAGGGCUCUCUUAAGUCAUUACAUCCAUUUGUUGAUGAGAACGGUGUUCUCCGUGUUGGUGGAAGGUUACAUCAUGCCAAUAUAAAUUAUUCAAAGAAAUUUCCUAUAAUAUUGCCAAAAUAUUGUCAUAUAACAAAACUUAUCAUAAGACAAGAGCACUUGGCUCUCAUGCAUGGUGGUUUAAAACUUACCUUAAGUAGCCUUCAGCAGAGAUAUUAUAUUAUUAAUUCUGUAAGAGAAUGUAAAAGUGUAAUACACAAGUGUGUAGUUUGUUGUAGACACAAAGCUGAAGCUUCAAAACAAUUGAUGGGCAGCUUGCCUAAGGACCGUGUGAAUCCUGCCCGGGUCUUUGAACGGGUUGGCAUGGACUAUUGUGGUCCAUUUGACAUAAAACAAUCAUCAAAGCGUAGCAGCACUGUAAGCAAAGGUUAUGUAGCCUUAUUUGUUUGCUUUGCCUCCAAAGCUGUGCAUAUAGAAGUUGUAUCUGAUAUGUCAAGCGAGACAUUCCUGGCAGCAUUCAAGCGUUUUGUGAAUCGUAGAGGCAUUCCAACUGAUGUCUUCUGUGACAAUUCUACCACCUACAAAGGUAGUAACAAUCAACUAAAAGAGUUAUACAAGUUGCAUAGUAGUAAGGAUUUUCAGGAAUCUAUUCAUAACUAUUCACUACAAAAAGAAAUUAAAUUUCAUUUUAUUCCUGCUUAUAGCCCGAACCAUGGUGGCUUGUGGGAGGCCUCUGUAAAGUCGCUUAAAUAUCAUCUCAAAAGAAUUUCCACUUUUAAGAUAUUCACCUAUGAACAAUUUAAUACAAUUAUGAUUGAAAUAGAAGGGAUAUUAAAUUCUCGCCCUCUGCUUUCUAUAACUUCACAGGAUUGUUCAGAUUUCUCUUAUUUAACUCCUGGCCAUUUCAUUAUAGGUUGCCCUUUAACAGCUAUACCUCAACCUGAUCUAACCGAUAUACCAACAAACAGGCUUAGAUUCUGGAGAUGUUGUGAACAAGUAAGACAAAACUUUUGGAAGGUAUGGUCUAGAGACUAUUUAUCAUCACUCAAUGAAAGGACAAAAUGGAAAAAGGAAUUACCUAAUCUCAUUGAAGGUAAUAUAGUUCUAUUAAUAGAUGCUAAUACACCACCCCUUCAUUGGCCCAUGGGCAGGAUCACAAAGGUUUUCCAUGGUGAUGACAAUAAAGUUAGGGUGGUAGAAGUUCAAACAUCAAACGGCAAACUUCACACUCGUGCUGUAUCUAAAAUAGUAGUUUUGCCUGUAGAAUAAUAAUUUUAUAUUUGUAUU
Molecule: messenger RNA, 4525 nt
Organism: Plutella xylostella (diamondback moth)
Lineage: Eukaryota; Metazoa; Arthropoda; Insecta; Lepidoptera; Plutellidae
Source: RefSeq, a predicted model, not a curated record